AUGCCUGGAGGGCUCGAGGCAACACCUGUGGGAUUAGUCCAACCUGCGGGAUUGAGGACGGAAGACAUGACGGCCGAUAAAUCGGCAUCAGUAGACACUACGGAAGAAAAUGUAGUAGUUAGUAAAUCUGAGAAAGGAAAAGCUAAGGUCACUUUUGACCUUAAUGGCGGGAAUGAUAGUUCGAGUGACGAACGAUCCGCAGGAACUGGUGACGACCAGACAAGCGCAGAAUGGACAAGUGUCCAACCGAAAUGCGGGAGGAGAAGCUCCUCACGCGAAGUACCUACAGGGGGCUCACGAGCCUCGGAAUUGAACCAGGAACAAGAACACCUGGUAAAGUUAGCAGAAAGCAAACUGACAGGAAGCGAUCGUAAGAGGAUCGAGACCCAAAAGAGGGCUGUCAGUAGAAAUACCUCAAGGGAGAGUAUCUCGUCCCGUGGGGAAGGACCUUCUAACGAUAAAGGGAAGGCUCCUGACCCAAGAAACUGGGGCGAAACCGAGUUUGAUGACGAUGAGGUCGAUGUCAACGCUCAAAGGGCAGCUUUGGAGUCAUUCCGCUUGAUGAAAGGAAUUAGAAGUGGAUGGCAGGGACUGCCUUCAGACACAGAUUCCCCUAAUGAGGCACAGGGAGAUGUUAGUGAGGUAACAGAACCCAGGGAAGAAAACUGGAACGAGAACACUAGUCAAGUACUCACGGAGAGCUCCAGCUAUGUAUCUCGUUUCAAGGCAGAAGCUGCAGUAUGA
This is a messenger RNA of Suillus clintonianus, 744 nucleotides long. RefSeq lists its product as uncharacterized. The record is from RefSeq and is a predicted model, not a curated record. NCBI's taxonomy places the organism in Eukaryota, Fungi, Basidiomycota, Agaricomycetes, Boletales, Suillaceae. The transcript has a single exon. Bases 1 to 744 code for a protein of 247 amino acids.